Molecule: messenger RNA, 1310 nt
Organism: Balaenoptera ricei (Rice's whale)
Lineage: Eukaryota; Metazoa; Chordata; Mammalia; Artiodactyla; Balaenopteridae
Gene: VWC2
Product: von Willebrand factor C domain containing 2
Exons: 3
Coding region: 39-1010 (323 amino acids)
Biological process (GO): negative regulation of BMP signaling pathway
Cellular component (GO): AMPA glutamate receptor complex
Molecular function (GO): protein binding
Source: RefSeq, a predicted model, not a curated record
CCGCCGGGACGCGGUAGGGGUUGCCGAGCUCCAGUGCGAUGGCAGUUGGCGCGCUGUCCGGUUCCCUCCUGCUCACCUGCUGCCUGAUGGUGGCUCUGUGCAGCCCGAGCAUCCCGCUGGAGAAGCUGGCCCGGGCGCCCGAGCGGCCGGGCCAGGAGAAGCGCGAGCACGCGUCUCGGGACGGCCCGGGCCGGGUGAGCGAGCUCGGGCGCCCGGCGAGGGACGAGGGCGGCGGCGGCCGGGACUGGAAGGGCAAGGGCGGCCGCGGGCUGGCCGGCCGGGAGGCGUGGAGCAGGCAGAAACAGGCCUGGGCCGCCCAGGGCGGGGGCGCCGGGGCCGGGGACCUGCAGGGGCGGCCCCGCGGGGACACCCCGCACGAAGAGCCCCCGGCCGCCGCCGCCGCCGCCGCCGCCCAGGACGCGGCGGGCCCGGACCCAGAGCCCACGCCCGAGCUGCCGGAGGAGUACGCGUACCCGGACUACCGGGGGAAGGGCUGCGUGGACGAGAGCGGCUUCGUGUACGCGAUCGGGGAGAAGUUCGCGCCGGGCCCCUCGGCCUGCCCAUGCCUGUGCACCGAGGAGGGGCCGCUGUGCGCGCAGCCCGAGUGCCCGCGGCUGCACCCACGCUGCAUUCACGUCGACACGAGCCAGUGCUGCCCGCAGUGCAAGGAGAGGAAGAACUACUGCGAGUUCCGGGGCAAGACCUACCAGACCCUGGAGGAGUUCGUGGUGUCGCCGUGCGAGCGGUGCCGCUGCGAGGCCAGCGGGGAAGUGCUGUGCGCGGUGUCCGCGUGUCCACAGACCGAGUGCGUGGACCCCGUGUACGAGCCCGACCAGUGCUGCCCAAUCUGCAAAAACGGCCCAAACUGCUUUGCCGAGACCGCUGUCAUCCCCGCUGGGAGGGAAGUGAAGACGGACGAGUGCACCGUCUGCCACUGCACCUACGAGGAGGGCACCUGGAGGAUUGAGAGGCAGGCCAUGUGCACCAGGCACGAGUGCCGGCAGAUGUAGGACUGGCCGCACGGACCACAGAUGUUUUCUAGGAUCCUUUCCCGAUCUAUCUGAACGUUCUGGAUGCCUCUGGGAAAUAUCGACCGAAAGGAGCAGACUUUUGAUGAGGAAUCGUGGAAAACUGUUGGUACUUUUUCUUUUCUUGGUCACAACAACUGCAGGAGAAGGAAAUGGACAUAUUUCAAAACAUCGACAAGAACUUUGGGCAAAAAAGUCCACUUCUAAAUAAAUGUGCUAUUUUCACAGUAAGUACACUAAAGUACACUAUUAUAUAUGAAAUGUAUUUCUAUAAUCCCUCUA